GUGUGGAGUCUUGCGGACGCCCGGGUUUAGCCGCCACGUGAGUUCCUCGGUGUUAGCUGCAAGGCACAGUGGGCGGCAUGUCGGCGACCGUGGCGGCUCGAAAGCGGAGAAAGUCAGCCUCAGGAGCCGGGGCUGGUGCGGGGGCCGGCAAGCGGCGGCGAAAGGGCGACUCUUCUGGGGACAAGGGCAAGUUCAAGAGUGGCGGCAAGAUGAAUGAGGAAAUAUCCAGUGACUCGGAAAAUGAAAGCAUAGCUCCCAGGAAGACUGAGGAGGAGGAGGAGGAGGAAGAGUUGGAAGAGACUGCGCAGGAGAAGAAGUUGCGCUUGGCCAAGCUUUAUCUUGAGCAGCUCAAGCAGCAAGAGGAGGAGAAGGCUGAGGCCCGUGAAUUUGAGGAGGACCAGGUGGCGGGAAAACUGAAGGAGGACGUGCUCGAGCAGAGGGGCAGGCUGCAGAAGUCGGUGGCAAAGGAGAUCCAGGCCCCAGCCCCAGCUGACAUCCGAAUCUUACGGGGCCACCAGCUUUCCAUCACAUGUUUGGUUAUCACCCCUGACGACCUGGCCAUCUUUUCUGCCGCCAAAGACUGCACCAUUAUUAAGUGGAGCGUGGAGAGUGGACGGAAGCUUCAUGUCAUCCCUCGAGCCAAGAAGGGUGCUGAGGGGCAGCCCCCCGGCCACAGCAGCCACAUCCUUUGCAUGGCCAUCUCUUCUGAUGGCAAGUACCUGGCCUCAGGUGACCGCAGCAAGCUCAUUCUCAUCUGGGAGGCGCAGAGCUGCCAGCACCUGUACACCUUCACGGGACACCGGGACGCCGUGUCGGGGCUGGCGUUCCGUAGAGGCACCCACCAGCUCUACAGCACGUCCCAUGACCGCUCCGUGAAGGUGUGGAAUGUGGCAGAGAACUCCUACGUGGAGACACUCUUCGGGCACCAGGAUGCUGUGGCUGCACUGGAUGCCCUGAGCAGGGAGUGCUGCGUGACAGCGGGGGGCCGGGACGGGACUGUGCGUGUGUGGAAGAUCCCUGAGGAGUCUCAGCUUGUCUUCUACGGCCACCAGGGCUCCAUCGACAGCAUCCAGCUCAUCAACGAGGAGCACAUGGUGUCAGGUGCCGAUGAUGGCUCUGUGGCCUUGUGGGGCCUCUCCAAGAAGCGGCCGCUUGCCCUGCAGCGUGAGGCCCAUGGGCUGCGGGGGGAGCAGGGCUUGGAGCAGCCCUUCUGGGUGUUGUCAGUGGCGGCCCUGCUCAAUACAGACCUCAUAGCCACAGGCUCCCACAACAACUCUGUGCGGCUCUGGCAGUGCGGGGAGGGCUUCCGGCAGCUUGACCUUCUCUGUGACAUCCCCUUGGUGGGCUUUAUCAAUAGUCUCAAGUUCUCCAGUGCUGGGGACUUCCUGGUGGCCGGGGUGGGGCAGGAGCACAGGCUUGGCCGGUGGUGGCGGAUCAAAGAGGCCCGGAACUCUGUCUGCAUCAUCCCUCUCCACAGGGCCCCCAGGCCCCCGGCUGCUGGCUCCUGACACUCUCAUCCUCUUUAUUUAACUUCUUCCCAGGCCAUCCCCUGCCUUUGUAUUAAAAGCCUCCUCUUUUGG
Phacochoerus africanus (Common warthog) is the source of this 1580-nucleotide messenger RNA. RefSeq names its product ribosomal RNA processing 9, U3 small nucleolar RNA binding protein (gene RRP9). Gene Ontology annotation, molecular function: snoRNA binding; protein binding. Lineage: Eukaryota; Metazoa; Chordata; Mammalia; Artiodactyla; Suidae. Gene Ontology annotation, cellular component: small-subunit processome. The transcript is spliced from 15 exons. The coding region runs from base 78 to 1508 and encodes 476 amino acids. The record is from RefSeq and is a predicted model, not a curated record.